This is a messenger RNA of Wyeomyia smithii (pitcher-plant mosquito), 1894 nucleotides long. It is a transcript of the gene hdm, whose product is annotated as protein hold'em. Gene Ontology annotation, molecular function: single-stranded DNA binding; single-stranded DNA 3'-5' DNA exonuclease activity. The record is from RefSeq and is a predicted model, not a curated record. Gene Ontology annotation, biological process: resolution of meiotic recombination intermediates. The coding region runs from base 89 to 1501 and encodes 470 amino acids. NCBI's taxonomy places the organism in Eukaryota, Metazoa, Arthropoda, Insecta, Diptera, Culicidae. The transcript is spliced from 3 exons.
UGUGUUUGGGUUCAAGUGCUCCAAUUUCAGGAUUAAAAGCAUGGCUUAAAGUUUAAGUUGUUUGUCUGUUUUUCUAAAAAAAAACAUUAUGACUUCCGAAAUUCUUGUUACAAAACGAAUCAAUCACAUCGACCAAGAGUCACGAAGCUUCAUUCUUGUUGGUGUUAUUAUUGCUAAAAGCGAUCCGAAAUUUUUCGAAUCGACCUCCAGCCACCGUCCCGCGAGUAGUACUUCCACUAGCCGUGGCGUGAUGACACUAACAAUCCGGGAUAGUGAUAGAGACACAAUAAAUUGUACUCUUUGGAAUACUAGGAACACAAUCGAAUCGUAUGAUAAUCUGUUUCAUAUUGGAGAUGUAGUAAACAUCACGCGUCCAAAGGUUAUUCCAGCCUGCCUUGAUCGGUCGGAGCAGUAUAACCCCAGAUCUACAUCCGUAUACAGUUUGUCCCUAGGAGAAAAUGACGAAAGUAAAAUAAAGCUUCACGAAGGUUGCAGUCUAGAUCCGAUUCGGAAACUGAUAUCAGUUCCAACAGUUCCAGCUUCUGACACAUAUUUGUUGACGGACAUUGCAACCGGCGGGCACGGUAUCAACGGGCAAAAUGUUAACGUUCUAGUAGUUGUGCGUAGCAUACGUCCCAGAAAACAAAUCGUUAUUUCCAAAACGGGUAAAUUAAAGUAUCUCCGAGAAGUGAUUGUUAUGGAUACCUCCCAUGCUGGAAUGUCAAUGAAAUUUUGGAACAAUGAGUAUGUCGAUAGAAUCGAUAAAUGGAUUCCACUGACCACUGUUUUACUAAUAAUGGACGUCAGAGUGGAAUUCGACCAAUACUACAAGACGAUUUGUUUAGGAAUGAGUGGCAGGACAAUUAUCACCGAGGAUCCAGCAAUAGAAGAAGCUGAUAGACUUCUUAUUCACGCUAUGAAAACAUCCACACUGGGCUCGGAACUUCUAUAUUCCACUUUAUCAACUAAUAUAGAUCCAUCUACAAUUACAUCCGUAAUGACAGUUCAACAGAUUGUGGACAGAGCUGAAGGCGAUCUGAAAACUGAAGAAGAGCAGUUUACUGCUCUCUGUUAUGCAGUAAUUACUAGAUUUGACUUAGAUGGGUGUUCAAAAAUAACUAGUCGUAAAUGCUUAAAUUGUAAGAAUCUUCUUAAAAUCUCCGAUUCUAAAUGUCAACGAGAAGACUGUCAAAACAAUCUCUCUCACAUAAGUGUUAGUUUUGAUAUUCCAGUAGAUAUUACUGAUCACACGGGAACAUUACCCAACUGCCGUCUCAUGAAUCAGGCCGCGGAGAACACUCUCAAUUGUAAGGUAGAAGCAUUUCUAAGGAUGGGUGAUACUCAAAAAGGCAAGCUAAAGUGGCGUUAUCUAUUAGAACGCUGUGUCCUGAAAUUAGUUAUUAAAAGGAAGUCGCCGGUUCGUUUUCAAACUCUCUAUACCAUAUUGGACUGCUCUGUGGCUAGCCCACAGGAAGUGGGAUCUAAGAUUAAGGUUUAUUAAUUCUAUAAAGCAUAUUGAAGUAGUAAAGACGCCAUAUAUUAUAUAUAUUCUGCUGUUAACAUAUUAGAUAAUCUGUCAGCUAAUUGCCUAACAAUCGUUAAAUCGUAGUAAAUUUUAUCUUAACAAAACGAAAUCUGUAAGGAGUCAAUAAUUGAGCUUUUUUCGCAGUAGAGUGUUGUUACACGACGCGUCUGUAUAGAUAUAAUCGAUGUCUAAUGGAAUUACCUUAGAACUGCCCCAAUUUGAUAUGUGUAAUAAAUUCGUCGAGCAUUGUUUGGGUUGAGCGAAAAUAUACAUGCUGCCUCAACAUACAUUAUAAUUUUGCAUUCACACAAAGUUUGAAUUUGUUGUCACUGCAUAAAUCAUUACGGAAUUGAACACAAGAAAAACAUA